UAGCAGCCACAAACAAGCGAAGGUUAAAGCAGCUGGUAAUGCAUAGAUUACUACGCAGCGUGGCAAUUUCCUGCCAUGCUGCUGCCGUCCAGCGCACGGAUCAUGGAGUACGCCGACUGAGCAUCACGGGCUCCGAUGUAGAUCCUGCCGAUGAGCAGGUACUGCGAAAACGUAAAUUUAAGCCGCACCAGCAAUCAGCUGAGCUCAGCGAGAAACUGGCCGGUCAGAUGCCCAGCCAGGCACGCGUCGUCAUCUGCGGAGGCGGCAUUACUGGCGCCUCGGUGGCGUAUCAUCUGGGUUUGAAGGGCUGGGGCGGUGAGACGUUGCUGGUUGAACAGGAUCGAGUGGGAGGCGAGCUGCCAUGGAGUGCGUGUGGAUUGGCCGGCCGAUUUGAGCGCAGUUACACAGAAUUGAAGCUGGCCGAGUAUUCGACUGAUCUGAUCAAGUCGCUGACAGAGCAGGGGCUUCCCACGGGCUGGCGGCAAGUCGGGAGCCUGAAUCUUGGGCGCAACUUCGACCGCAUGACCUCAUUCAAUCGCAUGAAAUCGCAGGCAAUUGCCUGGGGCAUGAACUGUGAGGUGCUGACGCCUGAGCAGUGUCUGGAGCGUUGUCCGCUCAUCUCGUUAGAUGGCGUCGAAGGCGGCCUGUGGAUACCCGAGGAUGGAGUCUGUGACCCUCAUCUCGUCUGUCACGCCUAUUUGGAGGAAGCCAAGCGCAUGGGUGUGCGUGUGAUAGAGUUCUGCGCUAUCAAAAAGAUUCACAGCGCACAUGGAAAAGUGGAGCGUGUGGAGACGACCGCUGGCGACGUGGCCUGUGAGUAUUUUGUCAAUUGCAGCGGUUUCUGGGCCCGCGAAGUGGGCACGUUGUCCAAGCCGGUUGUGAAGGUGCCCCUGAAGGCCGUGGAGCAUCAUUAUCUGCACACAAAACCCAUCGACCAAUUGGAUCCCAAUACGCCUUUCGUGCGCGACUUCGACGGACGCAUUUUUUUCCGCGAGUGCGAGGGCCACAUCCUAGCCGGUGGCUUUGAACGCGAGGCCAAGAUGGUGUACGAGGACGGCAUCAUACCAUUGUCACAGCAGGCGCGCCAGCAUCCGCCCGACUGGGACCACUUCCACGAACUGCUCGAUUCUCUGCUGCAUCGAGUACCCUCUUUCCGGGAGGCGAAGCUAGAUCGGCUGACCAACUCGCUGCAGGUCUUCUCGCCUGACUGCAAAUGGAUCUUGGGCGAGUCGCCUGAGAUACAAAACUAUUAUGUGGCAGCUGGGAACAAGACAAUGGGCGUCUCAGCUUCGGGCGGCAUUGGUCUGGUAUUGACGGAUCUAAUUACCAAGGGCUUCACCUACUUGGAUCUGCACAUUUUGGACAUCACUCGGUUCUUAGGUCUGCACAAUAAUCGUAAAUUUUUGCGGGAUCGCUGCAAAGAGGCACCCGGUAAACAUUUCGAGGUCAACUAUCCGUUCGAAGAGUUUCAAACGGGCCGCAAUCUUCGCAUGUCGCCCAUUUAUCCACAACUAAAGGAGGCAGGAGCCGUCUUUGGACAGUCCAUGGGCUAUGAGCGACCCAACUACUUCGAUCAGAAUGAUAAACAGGAUGAAUUUGGCUUGCCACGUUUCCGCAUUGCUCGUACGAAGACGUUUGGAAAGCCACCCUGGUUCGAUCACGUAGCCAGCGAAUAUAGAGCUUGUCGCGAGCGCAUCGGCAUUGCCGAUUACAGUUCCUUCACCAAAUAUGAUCUGUGGUCCAAGGGCAACGAAGUCGUUGAACUGCUGCAGUAUUUGUGCUCCAAUGAUGUGGAUGUGGCCGUCGGUUCCAUCAUACACACCGGCAUGCAGAAUCCCAAUGGCGGAUAUGAGAACGAUUGUUCGCUGGCGCGUCUCUCGGAGCGACACUAUAUGAUGAUUGCGCCUACUAUUCAGCAAACGCGCUCCAUGUGCUGGAUACGGAAGCACAUGCCCGCCCAUUUGCGGCCCAAGGUGAAUGUCGCCGAUGUUACCUCGAUGUAUACGGCCAUUUGUAUUUUGGGUCCGUACACCCGCGUCCUACUCUCUGAGCUGACCGACACGGACCUCUCCCCACGAAGCUUCCCAUUCUUCACCUAUAAGGAACUGGAUGUGGGCUUGGCUGAUGGCAUUCGCGUCCUGAACAUCACACAUACCGGCGAGCUGGGAUAUGUCCUCUACAUUCCCAACGAAUACGCUCUCCAUGUCUACGAGCGCUUGUACCAGGCGGGCCAAAAGUACAAUAUUCAACAUGCUGGAUACUAUGCAACGCGCGCCUUGCGCAUUGAAAAGUUCUAUGCUUUUUGGGGUCAGGACCUGGAUACCUUCACCACGCCAUUGGAGUGUGGACGCAGCUGGCGCGUUAAAUUCAAUAAACCCAUCGAGUUCAUUGGACGGAGUGCGUUGCUGAAGCAGCGAGAGGAGGGCGUGAAGCGAAUGUACGUGCAGCUGCUGCUCAACGAUCACGACCACGAGGUGGACAUGUGGUGCUGGGGCGAUGAGCCGAUCUAUCGCGAUGGCGUGUAUGUGGGCAUGACGACGACCACGGGCUAUGGCUACACGUUCGAGAAGCAGGUGUGUCUGGGCUUUGUGCGCAACAUCGAUGCAAAUGGCCAGGAGUUGCCCGUGACCAGCGAAUAUGUCCUAUCCGGUCACUAUGAGGUCGAGGUUGCUGGGGUGCGGUUUGAGGCGAAGGUGAAUCUGCAUUCACCGAAUCUGCCCACCAAAUUUCCGGAUCGCGAACGCGAGGCUUAUCAUGCGACACGUGACAGGCCCGACCAGGCGGAUCUGCUGUCCUUCAGCUCUAAUUUGACGACGACUGGUCAGUAGGCGACUUGCAGUGAACUUCUUGCGUCCGAAUAUGUUGACGCUGUUUUGCAGUUUCGUUAAAGUUUUUCGAUUCUAAGCCCAUUGUGUUAUUGUGAGUCUCAUGCAGAGAAGCGAUAUAUGCAUAUGUGUAUAAUCCUAUAUAUAUAUACAAUAUAUGUAUAUAUGCAUAUCUGGUACUAUAUAGUCCAUGGAGCGAGAGAGAUAGAAAGUGAAGAAAGACGGAGAAAGUUCUUAUUUGCUCAAUCGCUUCCGCUCAGUACAGUUGUGUCCAUAAAACUAAUUAUAAUUCAUAAUGAUAAUUGAAGCCCAAAGUGUAUUAAAAAAAGUGCAGUCAAUUAUUGACAGAAUGUUGACAUUUGUAAAACUAAUAAUUUAUUGAAACUUUUUAGUCAAUUUUUACCAAAUUGGAAAAGAAUAGGAAACAAAUCAAACAUAGAAAUUAACAAACAAACGCUGUUUUAUUGGCAGCUGAAAAAGAUCAAAUUUUGUUUAAUUUGAAAGUUUUUCACUGCCUCCAAUGAAAUGCUGUGAACAACCGAUGCGACCGAUAAACAUAAACACCGACACACAAACACACUAAUAUACGCACAUAAGCCAAAUGCUUGCCCAUGAAGUGCCUUGAAAGAGCAGCUUUUUACUUAGAGUUUUCGUGUAAAAGCCCAGUGUCCGUUUAUUUGAGAAUAGUUGGCCUUUUGUUUAGGCGAGUUUUUUAGUCUCAAAACUCACACUCGCCUGUAGAGACGUUAUGAGAGUGCCAGUUCCAUUUCAAAUUGCUUCAACAAAUGUAUUUUGUUUUUAAUGACGCCUCUUUAAUUUAACUUUAGAAAUGUGUUGAAUAUAUUUUUCAUUAUUUCUCUGAUUCAAAGAAUGCAAAAUGCUAAUUUUAUAUUAGAAGGCAUAGUAUGAGUUCAUUGGCACUUCUAGAGCGGGCUGCAUAAUACAAACACAUCUAAAAAUAAGCCAUAAUAUUUAUACGCAUUUUCUAUGUUGUGUACUAUUUAUAUACUUAUAUUGAAUUUGAAAUAAAAAUUGUUAUACUUUGAUAUUUAUAUA
This is a messenger RNA of Scaptodrosophila lebanonensis, 3881 nucleotides long. RefSeq names its product pyruvate dehydrogenase phosphatase regulatory subunit, mitochondrial. Lineage: Eukaryota; Metazoa; Arthropoda; Insecta; Diptera; Drosophilidae. The transcript has 6 exons. Gene Ontology annotation, cellular component: mitochondrion. Bases 39 to 2828 code for a protein of 929 amino acids. Gene Ontology annotation, molecular function: protein binding; oxidoreductase activity. The record is from RefSeq and is a predicted model, not a curated record.